Rhineura floridana is the source of this 3524-nucleotide messenger RNA. RefSeq names its product 3-hydroxyisobutyrate dehydrogenase (gene HIBADH). NCBI's taxonomy places the organism in Eukaryota, Metazoa, Chordata, Lepidosauria, Squamata, Rhineuridae. Gene Ontology annotation, cellular component: mitochondrion. Gene Ontology annotation, molecular function: NADP binding; NAD binding; 3-hydroxyisobutyrate dehydrogenase activity. The transcript has 8 exons. Gene Ontology annotation, biological process: L-valine catabolic process. The record is from RefSeq and is a predicted model, not a curated record. The coding region runs from base 203 to 1108 and encodes 301 amino acids.
GGGAUCAACUUUGCUGCAUGGAUGUGCUGGUUUGUGAACCCUUGCAUAAGAUGGUCGGGCCUCCUUAUAAAACUGAGGGGACAGAUAUUGUUACUGUUUCCGCCCCCGUUCCCUUGUCACCUCGUGAAAACUGUUAUGUUGAGGCUGCCUAAGCUUAUUAGUGCUUGAAAAUAGUGACAGCUAUAUAGUGUUUUCUAGGGCAAUGGCUUCCAAAACACCUGUUGGAUUUGUUGGUUUGGGUAACAUGGGAAAUCCAAUGGCGAAAAACCUCGUAAACCACGGUUAUCCUGUUAUCGUUUAUGAUGUAUUUCCAGAAGCAUGUAAAGAAUUUCAAGACUUGGGCUCACAGGUGACAGAUUCCCCAGCAGAUGUAGCAGAAAGAGCUGACAGGAUAAUUACAAUGCUUCCAUCUAAUAAUAAUGCAACAGAAGUCUACACAGGCUCCAGCGGAAUUCUGAAGAAAGUGAAGAAAGGUUCUUUAUUAAUUGACUCCAGUACUAUUGAUCCUGCAGUUUCAAAGGAGCUAGCUAAAGAAGCUGAAAAGAUGGGCGCUGUUUUUAUGGAUGCCCCUGUUUCUGGUGGUGUGGGAGCUGCUCGUGCAGGAAACCUUACAUUCAUGGUUGGAGGAGUAGAGCAAGAAUUCAAUGCUGCAAAGGAACUGCUCACAUGUAUGGGUUCCAACGUAGUCUACUGUGGAGAAGUUGGAACUGGACAGGCUGCAAAAAUCUGCAACAACAUGCUAUUAGCCAUCAGUAUGAUUGGAACAGCAGAGGCCAUGAAUCUUGGAAUCAGGUUAGGGCUUGACCCAAAGCUGCUAGCCAAAAUCCUAAAUAUGAGCUCAGGCCGUUGUUGGUCAAGCGAUACUUAUAAUCCUGUGCCGGGAGUAAUGGAAGGGGUGCCUUCAGCUAACAAUUAUCAAGGUGGCUUUGGAACAACCCUCAUGGCCAAGGAUCUUGGUUUAGCCCAGGUUUCUGCUACCAGCACCAAGUCACCAGUCCCUCUAGGCUCUAUAGCUCAUCAGAUCUACAGGAUCAUGUGUGCCAAAGGCUACGCCCAGAAAGACUUCUCAUCUGUAUUCCAAUUCCUGCGUGAAGAGGAGACCUUGUGAAAUCCCUUUUUGACAGUGGACACUGUUAGAAUCCAAACUGCCUUUGGAGCCUUCUUGUCGGUUACUAAUUAAAUACAUGGGUCUAAUAAAAGAUCAUGAGUCAUGAUCUUGCCCACCUCUAUCUGCUCAGUCACAGCAGAUGCCAGGAUGUAUUGUCUAAUAUAUUGAAAGAUUAUGAGAAAUGGUUUUGGGGGGGGGGUUAAGCUUGUUUAACAAUACAUAAUUUACUUAAAGAAAGAACUAUAAUUGGGUUUCAACAAAAUCCAGUAUAUAUGUACACAAAACUGACAGCAUGGUUUCUAAACCGUGCAAAUGUUACCUGUGACUGAAGGGACUGAUUCUGAGCUUCCUAUCUAAAUAACAAACAAUUUCAACUUAAAAAAAAUUAUUGCUGUGAAGAAUUUUCCUGAUUUUUUUUAAAUCUAGCAUUGGCCUAAUUAUAACUGGUGGAUUUCUCAUGACUUUAGUGGUGGAAAGGUAUGUUAGAAGAUGUUUGCAGGUUAUUGGAAAGCUGCUGCUUAUAUGGUUUUAAAUGGUAGUUAAAAUAAUACUCCGUGUGUGUUUAAUACUAUUCUUUGCUAAUCUAAUUAUAUAUAUUUACCCUUUUCACAUAUUUUCAAAAGGCUCAUGUCUACUAACCUCACUGAUACACAUUGCUUUGGGUAUAUCCCACAUUAUUAUAAAGCUAAAUAAAUAAACCCCAUUACUUUGAAAUCAAAUAAAAUCCAAGAUGGUGAAUGGUCACUAAAACUGUUUGUUGUUUUUAUAUUUGGUUUCCCUCAUAAUUUUUGGAUUCGGUGCACACAAAUAACAGUAAAGAUGCAUUUGAAAACAUAUAUAUAAAGGGAAUCCAAAACCUGUCUUGCAUAGAUGUGCAAAGUGUGUACAGAUCUAUAGAUGGCUAUAUUCGUUAAAGUUUCCCUGGUUUAGAAUGCAGUCCACAUCCUUUAACAUUGAGAACCACAAUCCAGUGCACGUAAACCCUGUUAAUCUUUCUGCAUCAUAACUUGUGGGUAUACUUUGUAUUUUUUACAUGAAGGAACCCUCUGAACCUAUUAAAUGUUAAUCAGAACUGGCUAUUUCCCCAGUUUUUGGCUGUGGGUGGGAGGGAGAAAAACUAUCCAUGCAUGAGACCUAACAAUCAUUAUGUAAUUUUGCUUUGCUGUUAGGUACACACACCUCUAUGCUUAAUGGUAGAGACCAAGUGGAGAUUUACCAUUGGCUUCAAUGAGCUAUGGACCAUUAAGUUCAUGUUUGUAUGUGUCUGCUGGAUCCCUUAUACAUGUUUAACCCUAAUGCUGCAUUGCCAUAAAAUAUGAUUAUUGUAUGUACGUAUAUAUUGGAUUAUUCCCAUUAGUUAUGUUGAGUAGGGUCAGUAUUCGUAUGUUUUCAUCAAUUUAGCUCAUUCACUGGACAAUAUUAUAUGUCUACUCCAAAGCAAGUUCUGUUGAGUUCAGUGGGGCUUUCUCCUAGUUUUAAUAUCUCAGACCUCAACAGGUUAUGUGGAAGAAAGUUCCACUGAAAGUAAGUUUUGAAUACAGUCAGGUGUUAAAACUGUAUUUUUUUUGCUGCGUAAACAAGUAAGUGCUUGGGAAAGUGUUAUUCCAACUGCUGUACCCAGCAUGUCAUCUCAAAACAUGUUUCACGGGUCUUAUAUUAAUGGGAGGAUAGCAUUGCAGGAUGAUAGCCUAGCACAAAUGUUUACUAUUAUGGGGUACUCAUACAUGCAUUUUUUGUCCCUGCUUUUCUUCUUCAGCAACUGCCACUACUGAACUCUCCUAUUUUUGUAAAAGCAAUUUGUGGAUAUGACAUGAGAGCAGUUUAAAAUGAAACACAGGGGAAAGUAUAUAAUGUUUCACUAACCCAUAAACUGUUUUGCUGGACAGCUAACUCUCAGAAAAAUCAGAGGCAUGUGUGCUUUUUCAAACUGUGGCUCAUAAUGUAGAGACUGUUGUAUUGUAUUUUCCAUUUUACAGGGCGAGAGGGGGAGUCCUAAGACACUUUGUUGAGUUGAUCACAUGGACGCAUAAACAGUCUAAUAUAUAUAUCUCUGCUAAUGGUUGGUAAAACAGUCUAACAAACCUGCAUGUUCAAAUCAUGAGUCUGGUAUAAAAUAGAAUAUAAUGAAAUGAAAAAUAGAAGAUAAAUAGAUGGAACAAACCUGCUUUCAUGCUUUGGAGUGUUUAUGGUUUAAGAUUCUCUCCACAACUAUGAACACUGGAAGUGUGUGUGUGUGUGUGUGUGUUUAAAGCCAGUGUUCUCAUCAGUUCAGCAAUUGGUCCUUAAGCAAAAAUGAAUUGUGAAGUUAGCACUUAACUGACCACCACGACACAAAAUCUAGAUAUUUCUCUGAUUGGUUGGCAAACCUGAAUGAAAGUAACUUUUUUUAAAAAGAAAAGAUAAAGAUAGAUAGAAA